Messenger RNA from Thrips palmi, 2587 nucleotides. It is a transcript of the gene ninaB, whose product is annotated as carotenoid isomerooxygenase. The record is from RefSeq and is a predicted model, not a curated record. NCBI's taxonomy places the organism in Eukaryota, Metazoa, Arthropoda, Insecta, Thysanoptera, Thripidae. The transcript is spliced from 10 exons. The coding region runs from base 14 to 2302 and encodes 762 amino acids. Gene Ontology annotation, molecular function: beta-carotene 15,15'-dioxygenase activity; carotenoid dioxygenase activity. Gene Ontology annotation, biological process: carotene catabolic process; retinal metabolic process.
UGCCGCGAAGAGGAUGCGGACCCUCACGGCCAUGCCGACGACGCCGACGUGUGUGGCGGACGGUGGCGGGGAGUGGUGCGGAGCGCUGAGAAGGACGCUCGCGGCCAAGGUCAGUGUCAAGACGCCCAAGACGCUCCCCCUCCCCCUCAAAUCGCCUCGCUCCGCGCAAGAAAGUCGGGGCAGUAUCGGACACGCGCCACGCGCCUCCCACCUGCCACGCGCGGUGCUCAAGAAGGGCAAGAAGCUUCCCCCUUCCAGCCGGCCAUUCCCACGGUACAGUGCGGUAACACGUUAUCGGCAAGUGGCCGGCAAGUCGCCAUGUCCGCCGACUGCUGCGGCGUGCACUACUCGGCCUGCAGUCUGCCCUAUACUUAUCCACUUACCCACCUACGCAAUCCCGGGUCGCGCCCUGUCCUGCCGCGCAGUGUGCCGCCGGCCACCCAGUCCUUUAUUGCCACUUCGUUCCUUUGACACGCCAGCGACGCCCGCACAGUCUCUCUCACGUCCAGUCCGAUCUGCGGGAGCAAACUCAGUCGGAGGCCGCGCGUGCUUCGUGUCGGUCAGGACGGUCAGGGCCUCGAUCGAGGAGGCCAGCAUGGGCUGCAGGCCCAGCAAACGGGGAGCGCGGGCUGUCAGGUCCAUCUCGCUGCCAGUGGAGGACGCGGCGAGGCGGCAUGCGUACGAGGCGGCGGAGCAGGCCGCGGGCCGCGCCGUGGACCCCGAGGUGGCGCGCAGGCUGUCCGCGGGGGAGGACCUCUACCCCAACUGCCACGUGCACAUAUGGCUGCGGUCCUGCAAAGAAGAGGUGUGCAAGCCACUCAGAGGGAGGGUUACAGGAGAGAUUCCGCGCUGGGUGCGAGGCACGCUGCUGCGGAACGGCCCAGGGAGCCUGGAGUGCGGGAAGGACAGGUUCCAGCACCUGUUCGACGGCGCGGCGCUGCUGCAAAGGUUCUGCAUCGCCGACGGCGACGUGACCUACCAGUGCCGCUUCCUGCGCUCGCAGACCUGGCGCCGCAACGCCGCGGCCAAGCGCAUCGUGGUGACUGAGUUCGGGACGCGGGCCGCCCCGGACCCUUGCCAGACCAUCUUCAAAAGGGUGGCCGCCAUGUUCCGGCCCGGGGAGGUGAUGUCGGACAACGCCAUGAUCUCGGUCUACCCCGUGGGCGACGAGUUCUACGCCUUCACGGAGAGCCCCGUCAUGACCAGAGUGGACCCCGUCAGCCUGCAGACGCUAGACCGGGUCAACGUGGCCAGCUCGCUGGGCAUCGUGAACCACACCUCCCACCCGCUGGUGCAGGACGACGGCUCCGUGGUCAACCUGGGCAUGUCCCUGUCGGCCACGGGCCCCCAGUACACGCUCAUCCACUUCCCUGCGCCCCAGCCCGGCGGCGAGGCGCUGGCCGCGGUGGAGGCCGGCAGGCUGGAGGGCGGCGUCCCGGCGCGGUGGCCGCUGCACCCCGGCUACAUGCACUCGUUCGGCGCCACGGCCUCGCACUUCGUGCUCGUGGAGCAGCCCCUGUCCGUGUCCGUGCCCGCCAUGGUGCGGGGGCAGCUGAGCGGCGAGCCGCUGGCCGCCAGCCUCCGGUGGUUCGCCGAGCACCCGACCCUGAUCCACCUGGUGAGCCGCAGCACGGGGCGGCGCACGCACGUGUUCGAGGCCGAGGCCUUCUUCUUCCUGCACGUCAUCAACUGCUUCGAGCGGCCGUCCCUGGCCGCGGAGGACAGCCCCGUUGCCGAGCCGGGGGAGGUCGUCGUGGACAUCUGCUGCUACAAGGACCCAGCCAUGAUCAGCUGCAUGUACAUCGACGCGCUGGAGGACGCGCAGCGGAACCCCGACUACGCGCGCCUGUUCCGCGGCCGGCCGCUGCGCUUCGUGCUGCCGCUCGACGAGUCCGGGGUUCGCGUCCACCCGAGGGCGUUGUGCGACCUGGGCUGCGAGACGCCGCGCCUCAACCCGCGGCACGUGUCCAGGCCCUACCGCUACUUCUACGCCAUCUCGGCCGACGUGGACGCGGACAACCCCGGCACGCUCAUCAAGGUGGACACGUGGACGGGGGGCUGCUCCACGUGGGGCGAGCCGGGCGUCUACCCCAGCGAGCCCAUUUUCGUCGCUCGUCCCGACGCGCAGGACGAGGACGACGGGGUGCUGCUGUGCGCGCUGGUGUGGGGCGACGAGGACCAGCGGGCCGGCAUGCUGGCGGUGGACGCCACCACCAUGCUGGAGCUGGGUCGCGCCGAGUUCACCACGCCCUCGCAGGUGCCCAAGUGCCUCCACGGCUGGUUCGCCCCUUCCGUCGUGUGAUCCCCUUUCUCCCUCUCUCCUUCGCUCUCUCUUUCUCUCUCCUCUCUCGCGCCCUGGACAUGCAGCAGUGCGGCGCAGAGGCGUGUUGCCGAAAAUAGCCCUGUUUGUUUGAUACUCCUGGGGCGCUCAUGAGGGAGCCUGCAGUCAGGCCCAAAAUGAAUGAAAAUUUACCGCUCCCGAGAGAAACUUCGGCGGUCAUUAAAUCCGUCUGUUUUUGAACGGCUACUAUCUGAUUGUGCGGUGUGAAGAGUUUAGUAGGAAAAUAAAUAAGAUUUUUUUUUCUAA